GUUCAUCUGUAAAGUACAUUCAAACACCAACAACACCUGGAAUAAAUGGCGCCAUUAUCUAACAAUUAGAAAAUUUCUAUAACUGAAAAAAAUGCCAAGAACAAAAAAUCAUGUUGACGAUGAAAUGCCUUCAGGGUCUCAGAUGGCAGCCUCUCAAUCCAUGACACAAUCAAUGACCCAGGCAGAAAAGGCUGCACAGAACAUGGACCCUGCAGAACAAGAGAAGAGAUUAAAUGACCUGGUGCAGUACCUACUGAUCAUGGAUCAAAAGAAAAUUCCAAUUAAAAAAAUAGAUAUCAAUAAGCAGGUACUGAAAGAAUUCAGCAAAACAUUCCCAUACAUGAUUAAAAAGGCUGGAGAAAAGCUGCUUAAAGUAUUUGGUAUAGAACUGAUACAGUUGGAGGACAAGCUGAAGGGAACCUACAUGUUAGUAAAUAGAAUCGAUACAGAUGUAGAUGAGUUAGAAGAGGCAGGACAUGGGCAUAUCUUAACACCCAUGCAAUGGCCAGAAGAAGAUAAUUCAAAGACUGGAUUACUACUGGUGGUGUUAAGCUUGGUUUUUAUGAAUGGUGAAGUGAUGCAAGACACUCAUUUAUGGCACACUCUUAGGAAGCUAGGAAUUGAUCAAGAUAUGCCACAUGAGGUAUUUGGUGACACAAAGAAACUGUUGACACAAGAGUUUGUGAGACAGGGAUAUAUUGAGUACAUCAGACAGCCAAACACAGACCCAGCAGUAUAUGACUUUAGAUGGGGACAGAGAGCUAGACAUGAAAUAUCUAAAAGAACAUGUUUAAAUUUUGUUUGCCAGUUGUAUGAUGAUAGAGACCCAGAGCAAUGGACCUCUCAGUAUGCUGCUGUACUAGAAGAUGAAGGAGUUCAAAAUGGGGGUCAGACAUGAUAACUCAAAAGUUCAGUAUCUCAAGGGAGGUUACUCUGUGAUGAAAAUUUGUGCCAAAAUGGUCAGUCAGACUAAAAACUGUUCAGAAAGCUGUCUGGUUUCAUAAGGAGAAGAAAAGAAACAGACUAUUUUAAUGAAGUUGUAAUGACAGUUAUUGCUCCAUAUGGUAUUGGAGGAGUUUUUAACAUGUUUAUUUUCUUGGAGGAGUUUUUAACAUGUUUUAUAUGUUCAGAAUAAAGAAGCAAGUUACAUUUA
Molecule: messenger RNA, 1153 nt
Organism: Mytilus trossulus (common blue mussel)
Lineage: Eukaryota; Metazoa; Mollusca; Bivalvia; Mytilida; Mytilidae
Product: non-structural maintenance of chromosomes element 3 homolog
Exons: 8
Coding region: 92-898 (268 amino acids)
Cellular component (GO): nucleus
Source: RefSeq, a predicted model, not a curated record